AUGCACGGUCAGGCUCUCGUCGGCGGCCGCACGGCCCUGCCGCGGACCGCGGCGGCCCGCAAGCGGGCCUCCCUGUCCACGCGCGCGGCGGGCGACGCGAAGGACAUCGUGUUCGACAACGACUCGCGCCAGAAGCUCCUGAACGGCAUCAACAAGGUCGUCGACUCGGUCGCGGUGACCAUCGGCCCCCGUGGGCGCAACGUCGUCAUUGAGGAGGACUACGGCAUCCCGCUGGUCAUCAACGACGGCGUCUCGAUCGCGCGCGCGAUCGACCUCGAGGACCCGAUCGAGAACGCCGGCGCGCAGCUCGUCAAGGAGGUCGCCGGGCGCACGAACGACGCGGCCGGCGACGGCACCACGACGGCCUCCGUGCUGGCGCGCGAGAUGGCGUUCUUCGGCCUCCAGGCCGUCACCUCCGGCGCGAACCCGAUCGCGGUGAAGAAGGGCAUCGAGAAGGCCGCGGCGCACGUCGUCGCGGAGCUCAAGAAGCUCGCGACUCCGGUGUCCGGGUCGAAGGACAUCAAGUCGGUGGCCGCGAUCUCCGCCGGGAACGACGACGAGGUGGGCGAGAUGAUCGCGGCCGCGCUCGACAAGGUCGGCAAGGACGGCGUGCUCUCGAUCGAGACGUCGAACUCGUUCGAGACCACGAUUGAGGUUCAGGAGGGCAUGGAGAUUGACCGGGGGUAUAUCUCGCCGAGCUUCAUCACGAACGCGGAGCGGUCGCUCGUGGAGUUCGACGGCGCGAAGAUCCUCAUCACGGACCAGAAGAUCGAGUCGGUGCAGGAGCUCGUGCCGAUUUUGGAGAAGAUUACGCAGAUCAACGCGCCGCUGGUGAUCAUCGCGGAGGACGUCGCGAAGGAGGCGCUGGCGACGCUCGUGGUGAACAAGAUGCGCGGGAUCAUCCAGGUCGCCGCGAUCAAGGCCCCCGGCUUCGGGGAGCGCCGGAAGGCGCUCUUGCAGGACAUUGCGAUUGUUACGGGCGCGGAGUUCAUCGCCAAGGACCUGGGGAUGAGCGUGAAGGACGCGGACCUGGAGCAGCUGGGGACGUGCCGGAAGAUCGCGAUCGCGCAGACGGCGACGACGCUGAUCGCGGACGCGGCGUCGCGGGAGGAGAUUGACAUGCGGGUGGCGCAGCUCAAGAAGGAGCUCAGCGAGACGGACUCGGUGUACGACACGGAGAAGCUGUCGGAGCGCAUCGCGAAGCUCGCGGGCGGCGUCGCGGUGAUCAAGGUGGGCGGCUUCACGGAGGCGGAGGUCGAGGACAAGAAGCUGCGCGUCGAGGACGCCAAGAACGCGACCUUCGCCGCGGUCGAGGAGGGGAUCGUGCCGGGCGGCGGCGCCGCGCUGCUGCACCUGUCGGAGCUGCUCCCGGCGUUCAAGGACACGGUGGCGGACCCGGAGGAGAAGAUGGGAGUGGAGAUUGUGCGCAAGGCGCUGCGGGCGCCGUGCCGGCAGAUCGCGGCGAACGCGGGGAUCGAGGGGGACGUGGUGAUUGAGAAGCUGCUGGGCAAGGACUUCAACGUGGGGUACAACGCGAUGUACGACCGCGUGGAGGAUCUGAUUGAGGCGGGCGUGAUCGAUCCCGCCAAGGUGACGCGGUCGGGCGUGCAGAACGCGGCGUCGAUCGCGGGCAUCCUGCUCACGACGCAGGCGGUGAUGACGGAGAAGCCGAAGCUGAAGCGCGGCGAGGGCGGCACGACCGCCGCGGGCCUGCCGCAGGGCAUGACCAUCUAG
Pedinophyceae sp. YPF-701 is the source of this 1734-nucleotide messenger RNA. The record is from the annotation of a GenBank genome assembly. NCBI's taxonomy places the organism in Eukaryota, Viridiplantae, Chlorophyta, Pedinophyceae.